GAGACACAGAGCACAGAGGAGACUGAUGAGAAAGGACACAGCCUCCACAGGAUCUGCAAGAAAGUAACAAAACAGAACCAGCCCUUACUGAAGAGAGAGAUUAAGCAGCCGCUCUUCCAAAUCCUUCUGCCGGUGAAGUUUUCAAAAAAGCAACAAUGAAGCUGAAGAUCCCAAACCCAGGGCUGGAUGACCGGAUCCCUUCUCACAAGGACCUAGAGAGGAUGGAGACCGAGGAGGCAGGGGACAGGCCCAAGUGGGACAACAAAGCCCAGUAUCUGCUCACAUGUGUGGGAUUCUGUGUGGGACUUGGGAACGUCUGGAGGUUUCCUUACCUGUGUCAGAGCCACGGAGGAGGAGCAUUCAUGAUCCCAUUCCUUAUCCUGCUGGUCUUGGAGGGAAUUCCGCUGCUGCACCUGGAGUUUGCCAUCGGCCAGCGUCUGAGGAAAGGAAGUGUGGGAGUGUGGAGAUCGAUCAAUCCAUGCCUGACAGGAGUUGGCAUUGCGUCCUUGCUGGUGUCAUUUUUGGUCGGCAUGUACUACAACACCAUCAUGGCCUGGAUCAUGUGGUACCUCUUCAAUUCCUUCCAGGACCCUCUGCCUUGGAGCCAAUGCCCCCUCAAUGCCAAUGGGACAGGUCUUGUGGAGGAAUGUGCUCGCAGCACCACUGUUGACUACUUCUGGUACAGAGAGACGCUGAACACCUCCACAGCUAUUGAUGAUGCUGGAGGUCUGCAGUGGUGGAUGGUACUGGCUCUGGUCGCUGCAUGGACGCUGCUUUAUGUUUGCUGCAUCCGCGGAAUCGAGACGACAGGAAAGGCUGUCUACGUCACCUCCACUCUUCCAUACCUGGUCCUCACUAUUUUCCUCGUCAGAGGGCUGACUCUGAAAGGAUCUCUAGAGGGGGUCAAGUUUCUCUUCACUCCUGAUGUAAAUGAGUUAAUGAAUCCAGCGACGUGGCUGGAUGCUGGAGCUCAAGUGUUCUACUCCUUCUCCUUGGCUUUUGGCGGUCUCAUUUCCUUCUCAAGUUACAACUCUAUCCACAAUAACUGUGAGCAGGACGCCGUUCUCAUCUCCAUCAUCAACGGCUGCACGUCUGUGUACUCUGCAACUGUCAUCUACUCCAUCAUCGGCUUCAGAGCCACAGAAAAAUAUGACGACUGCAUGGACCACAACAUCAUGACGCUGAUAAAUGCCUUCAACUACCCUGAAAGCAGCAUCACACAAAGCAACUACGAUGAAGUUUUCAACCACCUCAACACCACAAGUCCAGACACCAUUGCUAGACUGACCUUUGAGGAAUGUGACAUGAAACAGUUCCUCAGUCAGGGAGUGGAGGGAACCGGUCUGGCCUUCAUCGUGUUCACAGAAGCCAUCAUUAAGAUGCCCAUUUCCCCUCUCUGGGCUGUCCUCUUCUUCGUCAUGCUCUUCUGCCUCGGUCUAUCCACCAUGUUUGGCAACAUUGAGGGAGUUGUGGUUCCUCUGCAGGACCUCAGACUCCUGCCCCGAACAUGGCCCAAAGAGGUUUUCUGCGGUCUGACUUGCUUGAUAUCUUUUGCUUUGGGCCUCAUCUUUGCCCUGCGCUCCGGAAACUACUGGCUGGCUCUUUUUGACAACUUUGCCGGCUCCAUUCCUCUCCUGGUCAUUGGAUUCUGUGAAAUGAUCUCUGUCAUCUACAUCUACGGGGUAGACAGGUUCAACAAGGACAUUGAGUUUAUGAUCGGCCAUAAGCCUAACAUAUUCUGGCAGGCGACGUGGAGGGUGAUCAGCCCCCUCAUCAUGGUCUUCAUCUUGAUUUUCUACUUUGUAACCCAAGUCAGCAAGAGCCUCACCUAUUUGGUGUGGGACCAGGAGGCGGAAAAUUUCCCCAUUCUUGAACCAACUCCGUACCCCUCCUGGAUCUACAUCAUCAUCUUCAUCCUGGCCGGGAUCCCCAGUCUGUCCAUCCCACUGUUCGCUCUCUACAAAGUCAUCCAGACAAAAUGCUGCAAGAAGAAGGACUACGAUGAAGAAAAACUGGAAACCAUCUCUGGCAAAAUACAAAUGGAUGACAAAAUGAAGUUUUAGAUUGCUCUACAAAAGUGACAAAAGGACUUUUGUUGUAAAAUGUAUAGCCUUUAUGCUGACGAUAUGCUGUUGUCUCUCUAAUGCCAAAGAUAGUGACUAUUGAGGUGUAAAGAAGUAAAUUUAGAAGUAUUUUCCUGUAAAGUACUGUAGAAAUAAAUGUAUUUUCUGUAAAAUAAUGUGGUUUUGGAUAACAAAGUAAUUUUUAAUGCUUUUCUUACUACUGUGAUAUUCACUUUCUA
Molecule: messenger RNA, 2302 nt
Organism: Cheilinus undulatus (humphead wrasse)
Lineage: Eukaryota; Metazoa; Chordata; Actinopteri; Labriformes; Labridae
Product: sodium-dependent neutral amino acid transporter B(0)AT1-like
Exons: 12
Coding region: 156-2063 (635 amino acids)
Biological process (GO): sodium ion transmembrane transport
Cellular component (GO): membrane
Source: RefSeq, a predicted model, not a curated record